Diorhabda carinulata is the source of this 14857-nucleotide messenger RNA. It is a transcript of the gene Ppa, whose product is annotated as F-box/LRR-repeat protein 14. Gene Ontology annotation, biological process: SCF-dependent proteasomal ubiquitin-dependent protein catabolic process. Gene Ontology annotation, cellular component: SCF ubiquitin ligase complex. The coding region runs from base 146 to 1486 and encodes 446 amino acids. Gene Ontology annotation, molecular function: protein binding. The transcript is spliced from 3 exons. NCBI's taxonomy places the organism in Eukaryota, Metazoa, Arthropoda, Insecta, Coleoptera, Chrysomelidae. The record is from RefSeq and is a predicted model, not a curated record.
ACAUUCCGUCUCGACUUUGCGUUGGUAUCUAGCAUGGCAUCCGCACGAAACCAGUUCUGUUCGAGGCGUCGAAGUGUAAAGAACGUUUUAAUUAUUAUGAUAAUUCGUACGUGAAAUCGUGUGUUGUGCGGUUCGAAUCGGAAUCAUGAUGGAAGACCCGACGCAAGUGUUGUUUACGGAGUUACCAGUGCCCUUGUUAUCUACGGCGGCUUUACUACGCCACCACCAUACAAGGUACCAGCCGUACCACCUUCCGCACAGGUUCCAUAUUCAAGAAUUCGUUCAACAUCGAACUUACGAUGAAGAACAAACGGAACUCGAUUCUGGAAAAACUCAUAUUUCUUGUUUGUACCCGGAGAUUUUGGCGAUUAUUUUUAGUUAUUUGGAUGUGAGGGAUAAAGGGAGGGUGGCACAAGUUUGUACUACUUGGAGAGAUGCUGCUUAUAAUAAAUCGGUUUGGAGAGGAGUCGAAGCUAAAUUACAUUUACGUAGAGCUAAUCCGUCGUUGUUUGCCUCUUUAGUUAGGCGAGGAAUUAAAAAAGUACAAGUUUUGAGUUUGAGAAGGUCGCUCAGGGAUGUUAUUCAAGGCAUACCAAAUUUGGAAUCUCUGAAUUUGAGCGGUUGUUACAACGUUGCCGACGUUGGUAUCUCCCACGGAUUCGCAUCCGAAUGUCCGUCGCUCACCCAAUUAAAUCUCUCGUUGUGCAAACAAGUCACCGACAAUUCCUUGAGCAGGAUUGCUCAAUAUCUGAAGAAUCUCGAAGUGUUGGAAUUGGGCGGGUGUUGCAAUGUUACCAAUACCGGUUUGGUGCUGAUCGCUUGGGGAUUGAAGAAACUCAAGAGGCUGAAUUUGAGAAGCUGCUGGCAUAUCAGCGAUCAAGGUAUUGGACAUUUAGCUUUCGGGAAUCAAUCAUUGGAAUAUUUAGGUCUGCAGGAUUGCCAAAGACUUUCGGACGAAGCUCUGAAGCACGCGACCGGUUUAACAUCGUUAAAAUCGAUCAACCUCAGUUUUUGCAUCAGCAUCACCGACAGCGGCCUAAAACACCUGGCGAAAAUGUCGAAUCUUCGCGAAUUGAAUCUUCGUUCUUGCGACAACAUCUCCGACAUAGGUAUGGCGUAUUUGGCGGAAGGCGGUUCGAGGAUAUCUUCGUUGGACGUGUCGUUUUGCGACAAAAUCGGCGAUCAGGCCUUGGUGCACAUCUCGCAAGGUUUGUUCAAUUUGAAAAGUUUGUCUUUGAGUGCGUGCCAAAUUUCGGACGAAGGUUUGGCCAAAAUAUCGAACACUUUGCACGAUUUGGAAACUUUGAAUAUAGGACAAUGUAGCAGAGUGACGGAUAAAGGUUUAACGAACAUAGCCGAGGCGCUCACUAGGUUAAAGUGUAUAGAUUUGUACGGUUGUACUAAAAUAACUACCGUCGGACUAGAAAAAGUUAUGAAAUUGCCGCAGUUGAGCGUUUUGAAUCUCGGGUUGUGGCACGUUAGGUGAAACGCGUUCCUCUAGAUAUCUGGAUGAGUUUUACGAAGUUGGUCGAUGCGCGCGCUUCUCUCUAUCGACGAUUGUUGUUGUUUGUUAUUUUAUUUUUGGUUUUUUUUUUUGUCGUUCGAAUGAUGGGCAAAAAAAAUACGGUGAUCCGGUGAUAAUGUACGUAUGGUAUAAUUUUCUCGAAAAAAAAAGUGACUUUGAAACAAAUAAUGAACGUUGGCGACGUUGGGAAGAAAUUUUUUCUUUAUAUAUUGGUUGAAUUACCUUGUAAAUGCGAUUAAUUUCGAAAAACGAAUUAUUUCUUGGGUUCUACGACUAAAUAAGUAAAUGGCAACGAUGUAUUACGUAUAAAUUUGACUGGAUGUUGAUUUUUUUCAAAAUUCGACAUUUUUCUUUGCAUCUAAUGAAAUAUUACCAAAUUUGACAACGUUGCAAAACAUUUUCUCGAUAUUUCGAUUGAUUCUUCUCGUAUUUUCGAAAAAAAAAAUCAAAAUCUAAAUUAUUUCUUGAGUUUAAAGACAAAAUGAUUGAAUGGCAACGAUGUAAAACAUAAAUUCUCCUCAAUAUCAAUUUUUUCAAAAUUCGACAUUUUUCUUUGCAUCUAAUGAAAUAUUACCAAAUUUGACAACGUUGCAAAACAUUUUCUCGAUAUUUCGAUUGAUUCUUCUCGUAUUUUCGAAAAAAAAAAUCAAAAUCUAAAUUAUUUCUUGAGUUUAAAGACAAAAUGAUUGAAUGGCAACGAUGUAAAACAUAAAUUCUCCUCAAUAUAAAUUUUUUUAAAAUUCGACAUUUUUCUUUGCAUCUAAUGAAAUAUUACCAAAUUUGACAACGUUGCAAAACAUUUUCUCGAUAUUUCGAUUGAUUCUUCUCGUAUUUUCGAAAAAAAAAUCAAAAUCUAAAUUAUUUCUUGAGUUUAAAGACAAAAUGAUUGAAUGGCAACGAUGUAAAACAUAAAUUAUCCUCAAUAUCAAUUUUUUCAAAAUUCGACAUUUUUCUUUGCAUCUAAUGAAAUAUUACCAAAUUUGACAACGUUGCAAAACAUUUUCUCGAUAUUUCGAUUGAUUCUUCUCGUAUUUUGGAAAAAAAAAAUCAAAAUCUAAAUUAUUUCUUGAGUUUAAAGACAAAAUGAUUGAAUGGCAACGAUGUAAAACAUAAAUUCUCCUCAAUAUCAAUUUUUUUAAAAUUCGUCAUUUUUCUUUGCAUCUAAUGAAAUAUUACCAAAUUUGACAACGUUGCAAAACAUUUUCUCGAUAUUUCUAUGGAUUCUUCUCGUAUUUUCGAAAAAAAAAUCAAAAACUAAAUUUUUUCUUGUGUUUUAUGACAAAAUGAUUGAAUGGCAACGAUGUAAAACAUAAAUUCUCCUCAAUAUCAAUUUUUUUAAAAUUCGUCAUUUUUCUUUGCAUCUAAUGAAAUAUUACCAAAUUUGACAACGUUGCAAAACAUUUUCUCGAUAUUUCUAUGGAUUCUUCUCGUAUUUUUGAAAAAAAAAUCAAAAUCUAAAUUAUUUCUUGAGUUUAAAGAUAAAAUGAUUGAAUGGCAACGAUGUAAAACAUAAAUUCUCCUCAAUAUAAAUUUUUUUAAAAUUCGACAUUUUUCUUUGCAUCUAAUGAAAUAUUACCAAAUUUGACAACGUUGCAAAACAUUUUCUCGAUAUUUCGAUUGAUUCAUCUCGUAUUUUCGAAAAAAAAAUCAAAAUCUGAAUUUUUUCUUGAGUUUAAAGACAAAAUGAUUGAAUGGCAACGAUGUAAAACAUAAAUUCUCCUCAAUAUCAAUUUUUUUAAAAUUCGACAUUUUUCUUUUCAUCCAAUGAAAUAUUACCAAAUUUGACAACGUUGCAAAACAUUUUCUCGAUAUUUCGAUUGAUUCAUCUCGUAUUUUCAAAAAAAAAUCAAAAUCUGAAUUUUUCUUGAGUUUAAAGACAAAAUGAUUGAAUGGCAACUAUGUAAAGUGCACAAUUUCAAUUUUUUUUUCAAAAUUCGACAUUUUUCCUUGUAACUAAUAGAAAAUUACUAAAUUGGCAACGUUGGAAAAAUUAUUUUCUCAAUAUUUCUGUUGAUUUUACUCGUAGUUUGAAAAUAAUUUGAAAACCUGAAUUAUUUCCUCCGUUCCACGACAAAAUAAAUAAAUGGCAACGAUGUAAAACCUAUAAAUUCAACUCCAAAUUUGGCAACAUUGGAAAAACACUUUUCUCAAUAUUUCGAUUUGUUUACAACGUUUUGCAAAGAAAUUUUUCAAAUCUAAAUUAUUUCACGGGAUCUAAGAUAUAAAAAGUGAAUGGCAACGUUGUAAUACUACUUAAUGCCUUGAACAUGAUCCUGUUGUCCAAAAGAAAUUUUUUUUUGCAGUCUAGUGAAAGAAUACUAAAUUGGCAACAUUAGUUAAAAAAUUUUUUUAAACUCUAUAAGAACAUCAUAUCGAUCUCAAAAUAUUUCCUUGUAUCUAGUAAAAUAAUUAUAAUUUGACAACAUCGUAAAAAUAUAAUCAAUGACAAUAUUAAUUGAAUUACCCUCGUACACUUGAAGUGAUCUUUAAAAUUUAAAUUAUCUCAUUGUUUUGGGGAAAAAAUAUAUAAACGACAACGUUGGAAAAUAUUUUGUCAAUUUUUAUCUAUCAUCUAAAAUAAAUUGAAAUGUAUGCAAAGAAAUCUCAAUAAUAAUUUAUCUGAGAAUCCAAGAAAUAAUAACUGAACGGCAACACUGUAUAUUGUAAUAAAUUAUCGUUGAUUUGAUUGUUUUUGUUGUAAUUAUUGUUACAUAAGGGAAAAAAUCGUUUUUGUUUAUGAGUCACUUUUCGAAAAUAUUUAAAUAUUCGAAUUUCGUAUCGAGAUUUGCACAUUCCAAAAAUUCGUACUUGCAAAAAAUACUGGAUAUCUAGUGGAAGCGCAUUUUGAGCUGUGAUAGAAUUUAUAAUCGAAUGACGUAAAGUAAGAUUAAGAUUAACUUUUUAAGUUUUAUCAAGUGAUUGUUUCAAGUGACAUUAUUACACUCGUUUAUUUAUCUAAAAGCAGCUGAUAUGCAAAACAUUUCUGCAUUCUUCUUAGUUUACAAUCGAAUCUUAAUUUCGUGUCCAUUUUGUCGAACGAAGUUGCACAUACCGAAGGUAUUUAGCAGUGAAAUCACGCGGACAAAGGCGUACACACAUCGAUUGGAAUUUCACGAUAAGUUUCUGUUUUUUUUUAUAUCAUAGUUUGUUUGGAAAUUAGUAAAACUAAAAAAAUUUCAUCGAAGUGUUUAGUUCGUUUUCUCCUGAAUCUUAUAACCGAUUCUAAAUUUUUUUUUUACAAAUUGUAGUUUGAUUAUUCGGGAACGUCACUGAUUAGAUAUCGUCGUCGUUUAUUUCGUUUUUGUUUUAUACGGGGGUGAUCAAAAAUAUUGAUUAUAAAUUUUUGUUUAGAACACCCUGUAGAUUGAAUCGUUGAUAGGACUGACUAUUUAUGGAAACUCGAAUGUUGUUUAAUCUUUUCUGAGCAUUUUCUUUUUAUUAUUCAAUGCAAUAUUUUGAUUUAGAGAGAAAUUACAACAUUUUAUAUAUUUUCAGUACCAACUGAAAAAUUUUAACAAACUUUGUAGUGCAUUCUCUCUUGAAUCCUUUGGCCGAUUCCAACAAUUUUUUUUUCAAAUUGUAGUUUCUUUCUUCGGGAACGUCGCUGUCUAGAUAACGUCGUCAUUUAUUCCGUUUUUCGAUUUAUACGAGGGUGAUCAUAAAUAUUGAAAAUAAAUUUUUGUUUAGAACACCCUGUAGCUUGACUUGUUGAUAAGACGGACUGAUUAUGGAAACUCGAAUGUUGUUUAAUCUUUUCUGAGCAUUUUCUUUUUUAGUCAUUGCAAAAUUUUCAUUUUGAGAGAAAUUACAACACUUUAUAUGUUUUCAGUACCAACUGAAAAAUCUUAACGAACUUUGUAGUGCAUUUUCUCUUGAAUCCUUUGACAGAUUUCAACAAAUUUUUUUUCAAAUUGUAGUUUAAUUCUUCAGGAACGUCGCUGUUUAUAAGCCAUCGUCAUUUAUUUCGUAUUUUGUUUUAUACGGGGGCGAACAAAAAUAUUGAAAAUAAAUUUUUCUUUAGAACACCCUGUAGAUUGAAUCGUUGAUAGGACAGACUAUUUAUGGAAGCUCGAAUGUUGUUUAAUCUUUUCUGAGCAUUUUCUUUUUUUAUUCAAUGCAAUAUUUUGAUUUAGAGAGAAAUUACAACACUUUAUAUGUUUUUAGUACCAACUGAAAAAUCUUAACGAACUUUGUAGUACAUUUUCUCUUGAAUCCUUUGGCCGAUUUUAACAAUUUUUUUUUCAAAUUGUAGUUUCUUUCUUCAGGAAUGUCGCUGUUUAUAAGCCAUCGUUAGUUAUUUCGUUUUUUGAUUUAUACGGGGGCGAUCAAAAAUAUUGAAAAUAAAUUUUUCUUUAGAACACCCUGUAGAUUGAAUCGUUGAUAGGACAGACUAUUUAUGGAAGCUCGAAUGUUGUUUAAUCUUUUCUGAACAUUUUCUUUUUUUAUUCAUUGCAAUAUUUUGAUUUAGAGAGAAAUUACAACACUUUAUAUGUUUUUAGUACCAACUGAAAAAUCUUAACGAACUUUGUAGUACAUUUUCUCUUGAAUCCUUUGGCCGAUUUUAACAAUUUUUUUUUCAAAUUGUAGUUUCUUUCUUCAGGAAUGUCGCUGUUUAUAAGCCAUCGUUAGUUAUUUCGUUUUUUGAUUUAUACGGGGGCGAUCAAAAAUAUUAAAAAUAAAUUUUUGUUUAGAACACCCUGUAGAUUGAAUCGUUGAUAGGACAGACUGAUUACGGAAACUCGAAUGUUGUUCAAUCUUUUCUCAACAUUUUCUUUUUUCAUUCAAUGCAAUAUUUUGAUUUUGAGAGAAAUUACAACACUUUAUAUGUUUUUAGUACCAACUGAAAAAUCUUAACGAACUUUGUAGUACAUUUUCUCUUGAAUCCUUUGGCUGAUUUUAACAUUUUUUUUUUUCAAAAUGUAGUUUAAUUCUUCAGGAACGUUGCUGUCUAGAUAACGUCGUCAUUUUUUCCGUUUUUCUAUUUAUACGGGGGCGAUCAAAAAUAUUGAAAAUAAAUUUUUCUUUAGAACACCUUGUAGAUUGAAUCGUUGAUAGGUCGGACUGAUUACGGAAACUCGAAUGUUGCUUAAUCUUUUCUGAGCAUUUUCUUUUUUUAUUCAUUGCAAUAUUUUGAUUUUGAGAGAAAUUACAACACUUUAUAUGUUUUUAGUACCAACUGAAAAAUCUUAACGAACUUUGUAGUACAUUUUCUCUUGAAUCCUUUGGCCGAUUUUAACAUUUUUUUUUUCAAAAUGUAGUUUAAUUCUUCAGGAAUGUCGCUGUUUAUAAGCCAUCGUCAGUUAUUUCGUCUUUUGAUUUAUACGGGGGCGAUUAAAAAUAUUGAUUAUAAAUUUAUGUUUAGAACACCCUGUAGAUUGAAUCGUUGAUAGGACAGACUGAUUACGGAAACUCGAAUGUUGUUCAAUCUUUUCUCAACAUUUUCUUUUUUCAUUCAAUGCAAUAUUUUGAUUUAGAGAGAAAUUACAACACUUUAUAUGUUUUUAGUACCAACUGAAAAAUCUUAACGAACUUUGUAGUACAUUUUCUCUUGAAUCGUUUGGCCGAUUUUAACAAUUUUUUUUUUCAAAUUGUAGUUUAAUUCUUCAGGAAUGUCGCUGUUUAUAAGCCAUCGUCAGUUAUUUCGUCUUUUGAUUUAUACGGGGGCGAUUAAAAAUAUUGAUUAUAAAUUUAUGUUUAGAACACCCUGUAGAUUGACUCGUUGAUAGGACAGACUGAUUACGGAAACUCGAAUGUUGUUUAAUCUUUUCUGAGCAUUUUCUUUUUUUAGUCAUUGUAAAAUUUUCAUUUUGAGAGAAAUUACAACACUUUAUAUGUUUUUAGUACCAACUGAAAAAUCUUAACGAACUUUGUAGUACAUUUUCUCUUGAAUCGUUUGGCCGAUUUUAACAAUUUUUUUUUUCAAAUUGUAGUUUAAUUCUUCAGGAAUGUCGCUGUUUAUAAGCCAUCGUCAGUUAUUUCGUCUUUUGAUUUAUACGGGGGCGAUCAAAAAUAUUGAUUAUAAAUUUAUGUUUAGAACACCCUGUAGAUUGACUCGUUGAUAGGACAGACUGAUUACGGAAACUCGAAUGUUGUUUAAUCUUUUCUGAGCAUUUUCUUUUUUUAGUCAUUGUAAAAUUUUCAUUUUGAGAGAAAUUACAACACUUUAUAUGUUUUUAGUACCAACUGAAAAAUCUUAACGAACUUUGUAGUACAUUUUCUCUUGAAUCGUUUGGCCGAUUUUAACAAUUUUUUUUUUCAAAUUGUAGUUUAAUUCUUCAGGAAUGUCGCUGUUUAUAAGCCAUCGUCAGUUAUUUCGUCUUUUGAUUUAUACGGGGGCGAUCAAAAAUAUUGAUUAUAAAUUUAUGUUUAGAACACCCUGUAGAUUGACUCGUUGAUAGGACAGACUGAUUACGGAAACUCGAAUGUUGCUUAAUCUUUUCUGAGCAUUUUCUUUUUUUAUUCAUUGCAAUAUUUUGAUUUUGAGAGAAAUUACAACACUUUAUAUGUUUUUAGUACCAACUGAAAAAUCUUAACGAACUUUGUAGUGCAUUUUUUGUGAAAUGUAAGUUUUCGUUUGUGAUUUUACGAAAAUUAUUAUAAUGAAAAGUAUUUGGGAAACAUUCGUUCAAUAAACACACCGAAUAUUCUACUUGUAAAUUCGACUUCAAGUUGCCUAACUGUAAAUUUAGUAAAAUGUGAAAAUUGCUAAAGCAUGACGCAAGUUUUAAGUGAUUUGUUUUGGUUUUUGUGUUGGAUAUUGUGAAAAUAGGUUACAUAUUGUUUGAAAUUUCGAUUUCACUCCACACCAUAACAAAAGCGAUUCAAUACGAUCGUAACCUCGUGAAAAUUGUCGAAAUAGUGACGUGCAAAUCGGAAAAAAAUCUUUCCCAUUUCUCAAUCAUAUAGUGUGAUCAAAAAAAAUCACCAAACUCUCAACUUUAUAAUCACCAAACUUAUCUACCGGAAUUAUUACAAAAUUUCCUUUUUUUUCUUUCAAAAAUCACUCCAAACAACAAAUAUGGUGAAUUUUCUUUCAUGAAAACGCAUAUUUUCGAAAAUUUUGAAAACAGAACGAAAACAAAUUCAAUUAACGCAUAUUUUUAAACUUUUAUCCAGCUCUAUUCCACCUACUCAUUCUCUAGUUCGAAAUGCUACAGUACAGCGCCGGUUUGGUGACCAUUUAUACAGUGUAGGUCAGAAUUUGAUUCGUUUAGACUUGGCGUGUUGGAAAUACGAUUUUGAUUCGGUAAAUUUGCUUUUUAACUUGCAAUCUAAUCAUUUUUCGUAGCGUAUAAGUUAUAAAAAUGAUGAAUAAACGAGUGUAAUCAUAUAUCUAAUGUAAUCAAACGAAAAAUAUUGACCAAAGCUUAAAAUAUAAUUCCAUCAAACGAGGGAUGUAGUUGAACCAAAAUUUUUACCCCGGCAACGUGUAUUAUAACAUUUUGAUGUCGCUAAUAAAUAAAAUAGGGGUUUGGAAUAAUAUCAACCCUGUUAUUUAAACUCGAUUGGGAUAAAUUUGAAAUUUGUACAAUAUAUUUAUGGUAAAAUCGAAUUUUGUUUAUUAAAAGUGAAUGGUAUCGUUAGGAUUAGAUAAGGACGAUAACAAAUGGGAUAACUUUAAUAUUUUUUCGAUAUUUUCAUCAAAAAAUAAAUCUACAACGUUUAUAAACAAGUUUUUACUAAAAAUAUUAUACGGUAGGUUCGGAAAUGAAAUAUUUAAUAUAUUAUUUCAAAUUUCAAUCAUUUGAUCAGUCUGAGUAGUUUUAAACAAAAAUUAACUCGAUAUUUUGUAAUUUUUUCAUCGAAAAAUGAAUCUGGAAUGUUUCUUAGUGUAGAUUUUUAACCGAAACAAAAUUUAAAAAGAUUAGGAAUAAAAUAAUUUCGAUGUUAAUAAUUUUUUUACCAAAAAAAUGAAUAUAGCUUGUUUCUGAGUGUACUUGUAGCUAGGUUUAUCACAUUUUCAACCUAAAACUACUAGAAAAAUUAAAUGAUUCUUAUUUAACUUCAAUUUUUGUUCGAGUGGUUAAUCUGAGACGUUCAGAAGAGUUUUGAUUCCAAAGUUAAUCGUUUUUGACCGAUUUAUAAAAAUUCCAAGUGGGAUGAAUCCUAGGUUUAGCGUGUUUUUAAAAGGCAGGAAACCUUAUUAAGUUUAGAAAUCGAUAAAUUUGUGAUUUUUUUUCCAAAAACGAUCGGCUUGUUAGUCUGGAAGGUACAAAAUUGAAAUACAAGUUGGGUUUAUCUCGUUUUAAACAAAAAGAAAACCUACAAAGUUUCAAAAUGGAAUUAUUCCUAGAUUACGUUAAUUUUUGGUCAGUUAGGAUGUUCAGAAAUGGAGUAGUUUCGAUAUUCAUUGUUUUUCACACAAUUCUAAUUGAAUCAAAUCCUAGGUUUAUCGAGUUUUGUACCAAUAAUUAAACCUAUAAUUCGGAAUAUCUAGUUUCAUCCAAUACUUGAUUCUCUGAUUAGUUUGGAAGGUUUAAAGUGGAGUAAAUCCUAGGUUUAUCACGAUUAAACUUUAAAAGUGGAGUAAAUCCUAGGUUUAUCACGUUUUCUACCAAUAAUUGAACCUAGAAAGUGAAGAAAUUGAAUAAUUUUGACUUUUACUAAAUAACUGAUCCUCUGAUUCAUUUGGGAGGUUUAAAAAUGGAACAAAUCCUGGGUUUAUCAAGUUUGAGGUUCAAAAGUGGAGUAAAUCCUAGGUUUAUCACGUUUUCUACCAAUAAAAAAACCUAGAAAGUGAAGAAAUUGAAUAAUUUUGACUUUUACUAAAUAACUGAUCCUCUGAUUAGUUUGGGAGGUUUAAAGUGGAGUAAAUCCUAGUUUUAUCACGAUUAAACUUUAAAAGUGGAGUAAAUCCUAGGUUUAUCAAGUUUUGUACCAAUAAUUGAACCUAGAAAGUGAAGAAAUUGAAUAAUUUUAACUUUUACUAAAUAACUGAUCCUCUGAUUCAUUUGGGAGGUUUAAAGUGGAGUAAAUCCUAGGUUUAUCACGAUUAAACUGUAAAAGUAUGGUAAAUCCUAGGUUUAGCACGUUUUCUACCAAUAAUUAAACCUAGAAAGUGAAGAAAUUGAAUAAUUUUGACUUUUACUAAAUAACUGAUUCUCUGAUUCAUUUGGGAGGUUUAAAGUGGAGUAAAUCCUAGGUUUAUCACGAUUAAACUUUAAAAGUAGGGUAAAUCCUAGGUUUAGCACGUUUUCUACCAAUAAUUAAACCUAGAAAGUGAAGAAAUUGAAUAAUUUUGACUUUUACUAAAUAACUGAUCCUCUGAUUAGUUUGGGAGGUUUAAAGUGGAGUAAAUCCUAGGUUUAUCACGAUUAAACUGUAAAAGUGUGGUAAAUCCUAGGUUUAGCACGUUUUCUACCAAUAAUUGAACCUAGAAAGUGAAUAAAUUGAAUAAUUUUGACUUUUACUAAAUAACUAAUUCUCUGAUUGAUUUAGGAGGUUUAAAGUGGAGUAAAUCCUAGGUUUAUCACGAUUAAACUUUAAAAGUGAAGUAAAUCCUAGGUUUAUCACGUUUUCUACCAAUAAUUAAACCUAGAAAGUGAAGAAAUUGAAUAAUUUUGACUUUUACUAAAUAACUGAUCCUCUGAUUAAUUUAGGAGGUUUAAAGUGGAGUAAAUCCUAGGUUUAUCACGAUUAAACUUUAAAAGUAGGGUAAAUCCUAGGUUUAUCACGAUUAAACUUUAAAAGUGGAGUAAAUCCUAGGUUUAGCACGUUUUCUACCAAUAAUUAAACCUAGAAAGUGAAGAAAUUGAAUAAUUUUGACUUUUACUAAAUAACUGAUCCUCUGAUUAAUUUAGGAGGUUUAAAGUGGAGUAAAUCCUAGGUUUAUCACGAUUAAACUUUAAAAGUAGGGUAAAUCCUAGGUUUAUCACGAUUAAACUUUAAAAGUGGAGUAAAUCCUAGGUUUAGCACGUUUUCUACCAAUAAUUAAACCUAGAAAGUGAAGAAAUUGAAUAAUUUUGACUUUUACUAAAUAACUGAUCCUCUGAUUAAUUUAGGAGGUUUAAAGUGGAGUAAAUCCUAGGUUUAUCACGAUUAAACUUUAAAAGUAGGGUAAAUCCUAGGUUUAUCACGAUUAAACUUUAAAAGUGGAGUAAAUCCUAGGUUUAGCACGUUUUCUACCAAUAAUUAAACCUAGAAAGUGAAGAAAUUGAAUAAUUUUGACUUUUACUAAAUAACUGAUCCUCUGAUUAAUUUAGGAGGUUUAAAGUGGAGUAAAUCCUAGGUUUAUCACGAUUAAACUUUAAAAGUAGGGUAAAUCCUAGGUUUAUCACGAUUAAACUUUAAAAGUGGAGUAAAUCCUAGGUUUAGCACGUUUUCUACCAAUAAUUAAACCUAGAAAGUGAAGAAAUUGAAUAAUUUUGACUUUUACUAAAUAACUGAUCCUCUGAUUAAUUUAGGAGGUUUAAAGUGGAGUAAAUCCUAGGUUUAUCACGAUUAAACUUUAAAAGUAGGGUAAAUCCUAGGUUUAGCACGUUUUCUACCAAUAAUUAAACCUAGAAAGUGAAGAAAUUGAAUAAUUUUGACUUUUACUAAAUAACUGAUCCUCUGAUUAGUCUGGGAGGUUUAAAGUGGAGUAAAUCCUAGUUUUAUCACGAUUAAACUGUAAAAGUGUGGUAAAUCCUAGGUUUAGCACGUUUUCUACCAAUAAUUGAACCUAGAAAGUGAAUAAAUUGAAUAAUUUUGACUUUUACUAAAUAACUAAUUCUCUGAUUGAUUUAGGAGGUUUAAAGUGGAGUAAAUCCUAGGUUUAUCACGAUUAAACUUUAAAAGUGGAGUAAAUCCUAGGUUUAGCACGUUUUCUACCAAUAAUUAAACCUAGAAAGUGAAGAAAUUGAAUAAUUUUGACUUUUACUAAAUAACUGAUCCUCUGAUUAGUCUGGGAGGUUUAAAGUGGAGUAAAUCCUAGGUUUAUCACGAUUAAACUUUAAAAGUAGGGUAAAUCCUAGGUUUAGCACGUUUUCUACCAAUAAUUAAACCUAGAAAGUGAAGAAAUUGAAUAAUUUUGACUUUUACUAAAUAACUGAUCCUCUGAUUAAUUUGGGAGGUUUAAAGUGGAGUAAAUCCUAGUUUUAUCACGAUUAAACUUUAAAAGUAGGGUAAAUCCUAGGUUUAGCACGUUUUCUACCAAUAAUUAAACCUAGAAAGUGAAGAAAUUGAAUAAUUUUGACUUUUACUAAAUAACUGAUCCUCUGAUUAAUUUAGGAGGUUUAAAGUGGAGUAAAUCCUAGGUUUAUCACGAUUAAACUUUAAAAGUAGGGUAAAUCCUAGGUUUAGCACGUUUUCUACCAAUAAUUAAACCUAGAAAGUGAAGAAAUUGAAUAAUUUUGUCUUUUACUAAAUAACUAAUCCUCUGAUUAGUCUAGGAGUUUUAAAAAUGGAACAAAUCCUGGGUUUAUCAAGUUUGAGGUUCAAAAGUGGAGUAAAUCCUAGGUUUAUCAAGUUUUUAACCUACAAAAUUCAUAAAUUUUGAAUUAACUGAUCAAUCUAGGACCAAUAAAUUUACGUAAAAUAAUUUUCUAACGAUACAAGUUUCACUUAACCUUCAAAUAAAUUACAGGGUGAUGUGAAAGUUCCGGAUCUUUUUUUAUUUAAUAAAAACAUCGAAAAUGGGGUUGCUAAGGUAUUUAAUUCCCGAUAAAACUUCAUCCAAUGUUUUUUCUCCUCCAAUUUGUUAUAUAUAAAUAUAAAUAUAUACGUUGAAAUGGCCAUGUUUGUGUUCAAAAUUAUUUUCGGAAAAUGUUUAAAGUUACAAUGUAUCAUAAUGCCUUGGACAAUUUCGAAAAAUUUUGUAAUUAUUCUGUGUAAUUAAUUUUUGUUUAUAAUUUAAUUGAACGGAAAAAUAUGUGAUAAAAUGCGUUUUUACAAUCAUACUUAUUUUGCACGAAUUAUACAAAGGUUUUCGUUAUGUUUGUUUUUUCCGAUUAAGUUUUUUUCGGCAGCGAAAAUUUUCUCACCGCAAACAAAACAAAAAAAAAAUCCUUCGCCCUUUUUACCAUCAUCGAAACCUUUACUUCAUCGAUGUAAUUAUUCGAUGAAAUUUUUUUUUAUUGAGAACUUGGAGCGAUUUUUGAUUUUUUCGGAAGUCCAGUUGGACGAAUCGGGAAACUAGGAAGGCCGAUACGAAGGUCCUACAGUUUUUCACAUGAUUUUUAUUAGAUUUUUGGAAUCUACGUAAAAUUUCAAUAUAACUUUAUAUAAGGCAUAAUAUGUCGAAAGUCCAUCAUUUUUUAAUUAUUUCACAUUUUCGAAAUUUUUCCACACAUACAGUCCUCCACUAAAAAAAAUUAUAUUUCCAAGUUUAAGUGAGUCAGGUCUAAUAUUUUUGGAAUUUGGAUAAAUAACACUUACAGCUUGCGAAAUCCGUGAAAAUGUUGACAAGAAUUUAUACAGGAUGUUCAGAAAAUGGUGACGAAAUUUCGCUAUGUAAAAACUUCGAAAACUCAAUUUUUUCAAAUGACAACCCCUAUUUUUCUCUUCACCAUUAGAUUCUACGCUUUAAAUUAAAGGGAUUUCGUAAGUAAAUUCAUAUAUCUUAAAGUAACGGUUUUUGUAGAAAAUUGAAAAAACUGAAAUUUUCAUAACGAAAUUCGGUACUAUUUUUUAAACACCCUGUAUAAAUUUUUGUCAAUAUUUUCACGGAUUUCGAAAGUUGUAAAUGUUAUUUAUCCAAAUUCCAAAAAUAUUAGACCAGACUCACUUAAAUUUGGAAAUAUAAUUUUUUUAGUGGAGGACUGUAUGUGUCGAAAAAUUUCGAAAAUUUGAAAUAAUUAAAAAAUGUUGGUUUUUAGACGUAAUAUGACAUAUAAAGUUAUAUCGAAAUUUCGCGUAGAUUCCAAAAAUUUAAUAAAAACUAACGAAAUUUGGGUCUACUUCCGGUAUAACCGGAAGUUUCGUGAAGAACCCUGUACCUGUUUUCGCAGGUUCUGUAUUGAAGUUGUAUCCGGUUCUUCUUUUUUAUCACCAACAUGUGAAGGUAACUCGAUGAUUACAUCGUUGAAAAUCUGUUAAAAAUGUAAAAGAAUUACCCGAAUCUCCAAUCAAAAAUAUAAAAUUUUGUUAUUUGUUGGGGGCCAUGUUAUUUUUUCGAUUCCCGUUUAUAAGGAUAAACAAUUUUCAGAAAAAAAAACGUCCUUCGCUAUUACAACAAUUGAUCGAUCCCAUUGAUAUUAGAAUUUAUGUUUUUUUUGAAAAUUGUUCGCAAUUAUUUGUAAAAAAAAAAUUGUACAGUGAUAUUAUGAUGUAUAUAUACAACAAGCAGUUAUUGAUAUUUGUUACUAUUACGUUAUGUUUUUAUAAAUUGAAACGAAUACAAUUUUUAUUGAUAAA